Molecule: messenger RNA, 513 nt
Organism: Strongylus vulgaris
Lineage: Eukaryota; Metazoa; Nematoda; Chromadorea; Rhabditida; Strongylidae
Source: the annotation of a GenBank genome assembly
AACUUGAUUUCUACACCAAUAAUUACUUUAGCAUGUCCCGCUGGACUGUAUGGUCCAAAUUGUGCCUUUGAAUGCUCUUGUCAAAAUAGUGCCGAGUGCAAUGCCAAAGAUGGUUCUUGCAUCUGUCCCCCUGGAUUUUAUGGAGCGAGUUGUAGCGAAGUUUGCCCCUCUGGUCGCUACGGUACGGAUUGUAUGAAACUCUGUGAUUGUCAAAAUGGAGCAAUCUGCAGUCCGGUGGAUGGUAAAUGCGAAUGCCGACCUGGAUGGAUGGGUGAAAAUUGCGAAAAACCUUGUGAGCAAGGUUUUUACGGAAAGGACUGUUUGAAACGAUGCGAUUGUGCGGAUAGUAUGCACUGCGAUCCAUCAGAUGGCGAAUGUAUUUGCCCACCUGGAAAAAGAGGAGCCAAGUGCGACCAAGGAUGUCGAGGAAUAUGCGCAUGUGCUAAUGGUGCAGCUUGCGAUGGCGUUACUGGAGCGUGCACUUGCACCCCUGGCUGGCGUGGGAAGAGGUAA